Molecule: messenger RNA, 2337 nt
Organism: Yamadazyma jaroonii
Lineage: Eukaryota; Fungi; Ascomycota; Pichiomycetes; Serinales; Debaryomycetaceae
Source: the annotation of a GenBank genome assembly
AUGAGUGCUAUUAACGAUCCUCCAUCUAUUGAUAUCGACUUCUAUGGCAUGAGUAACGACAAAUCCAAAGACAGAUUCGUGUGUGAGGUCUGGGGUUGUAAGAAAUCUUUCGCAAGAUUAGAUCAUUUAACCCGACAUCAAUUGAACCAUGAAUCCAUUCCUCAACAUAAAUGUACGUGGCCAGGAUGUAACAAAACAUUUGUAAGAAAAGAUGUGUAUCAGAAACAUUACAGAAAACAACAUGAGGGUAACCCUUCUCAAGACAAGAAUAAGAUGAUCAAGUUUGUCAUGAUGGAGGGUGAUAACUUUAAGGCUAUAGAUACUAAGAAAGGAUACACCGAAGAAGAGGAGGAGGUAUUGAGCCAUGAAAAGUCAAUGGCCAAAGAAAAUUCACAAGAUAAGUUCCAACUGCCUGGGAGGCAUGUUACUAUAGCAGACAGACCAGAACAUCAAACUUUCCUGACCGUACAAACUCCUAUAACUCCUGGAGCUGGAUUCUCCAUUGAUGAUUUAGUGUCCACCAACGAGAUGAUCAAAUGGCUUUUCGGUAAUGGUGAUACUUCUGAAGGAAACAGUCAGAACGGUAUAUCGCCCAAUUUGGAGGAAUUCGAACAUCCUUAUCCUGAUCGGAUAAAUAUUAAGAACCUUACUAAUGAUCUCGAUCAACCUACUGGGUUCCCCUUUAGUAGUGAACAAAUAGUCGUGGAUGAGAAGGUCAUGGAAGGCUUAUUACUGGUAGUACCAACGCUAAAAGGGUUCCCUGAGUUCCAACACCGAUUCCUAACAGAAUUUCUUCAAGAUUACUGGCAAUAUUUCCAUCCUCAAUUCCCUGUGUUGAACAUGCCUUCAUUUUCCACAAAGAACAGCCAUCCCAUACUUUUGCUUGCAAUGAUAUCAAUUGGAGUUUAUAUUUCCAACGCGUUAUCCAAAGACCAUAAUGGGAAGGUGAUGAAUUUUGCUCACCACAUCGCUGAACCUCUUCGUUUGGCAUUAUAUCAAGCAAAAGAAUUCAAACCUCCUCCAGCUCCUUGGGUAGUUCAAGCUCUUGUGAUAUUGGAAAGUUUCGAAACUUGUUGUUCUACCAGGGAUCUUCAUGAACGUGCAAAUCUUCAUAGAGGGAUAUCCAUUCAAAUGUUGAAGAGAAGUCCCUUACUUGGUGGUAAUCCUUGGAUCAAAUUUACAUAUUCCAAAGAAGAUUCUGAUGCUAACAUCUAUGCUAAUUCAACCAGGGAGGAAUGGGAGAAAUGGAUAGAAAGGGAAUCCUUGAAACGAUGCACUUUCGCUAUUUUCUACCUUCAAACGUUGAAUGCCGUGGUUUUUGGCCAUGAUACCAUUAUUGGUUUGCACGAGUUUAAACCAGGAUUACCAUGCGAUGAAGAAAUGUGGAACUCGGGUCGGUAUAAAGCAGGAGCUCAGAAUAAUAUGACGCUUUUAGCGGCCAUUAAGUAUAUUUUGAGAAAGAAACAACCCAAAAUAUCUGGUUUUGGACAGAAAAUCAUUCUUACAGGGUUGAUAUCAUUAGCUUAUGAGAUUAGAGAGAGGGAGUUUGAGUUCUCUAUCCCUGGGAUUGAGAACACUAAAAUGGUAUGGAAAACACAGAUCGAUGAAGCUUUCAAAUUCUGGGAUUCCAGUCAUACUAACAGGAUGGAUGAGUUCUCUAGAGUUUAUUAUCUCCCUUUCAGAGAGUUAUAUGAAAGUUAUACCCAAUUGAAGCAUUAUGAUUUCAUGGUUUUUGCCGGAGCUCUGAGUAGAAUGAGUGUUAAAAUUCACGAAAAGGAACUAGAUGUGGUCACAGCAAGGGUAGCUGACUGGGCUAACAGUUUCCAAGGUAAAAGAGGGAUCAUCUUGAUAUACUCGUACUUUGCUAACAUCCUAUUUGGUGGAGAGAACAGUAUCUCCUUCAUCUAUAACCCUAACGAUGACAUCUGUCUUUAUAGGAAACAAAUGAUUACUCACAUGUUAGUAAUACUUUGGUGCUGGUGUUAUUUCCAUUGUGGACCUGAAUCUCAUGCUUUGAAAUGGACUAGUGAGAGUGGAGAUCACAUUAACGGCAAAGAGGAUGGUCAUGCCUACUUGAAUAGAGUCAAAUAUGAACUUUGUAUGCUUACAGGUAAGGAGUUCACCAAAGAAAACGUAUACGAAGAUAUCGAUAUUUUCGCCAGGGCUAUAGAUAAAGUCCCAGGAAGAGAGAAUACUGUGGGAUUGUUAAGACUAUUCCAAUCCAAAUAUGCCAAAGACUCAUCAGAGAUAGCCAGGGAACACGCCAAGUUAUUGAAAAAUUGUAUUAAUAGGAGUCUUGGGUCGAGUACGGUGUUUUGUAAAGAUAUGUUUUCGUAG